CAAAUAGGCGAGUUGCCGAGCUUUAAGCUGCCACUGCAGCCGGACAUGCAAAAGGCUCACCUCUUCUCCAUCUACCUCAUUCUGCCGCUCCUUGCAUGCACACUCGCUCUCCUCGUAUUUAACUGGUACCCCUCGCAGGUCUUUGUGGGAGACACGUUCACGUACUUUGCAGGAAUGACACUGGCUGUGGUCGGCAUUUUGGGCCACUUCAGUGAGACACUCCUGUUGCUUUUCCUCCCUCAGGUCAUCAAUUUCAUAUACUCCCUUCCCCAGCUCUUCAAGUUCGUGCCGUGUCCAAGACAUCGCCUACCCAAGUUCGACCCGGCCACCCAUCGCCUGACAGGCAGCAACGAUCUGAAUCUCGUCAACCUCUUCCUGCGCCUCUUCGGCCCGUGCACCGAGGAGCAGCUCUGCAUCCGCCUGCUGCUCUUCCAG
Molecule: messenger RNA, 435 nt
Organism: Closterium sp. Naga37s-1
Lineage: Eukaryota; Viridiplantae; Streptophyta; Zygnematophyceae; Desmidiales; Closteriaceae
Source: the annotation of a GenBank genome assembly